Molecule: messenger RNA, 7098 nt
Organism: Nycticebus coucang (slow loris)
Lineage: Eukaryota; Metazoa; Chordata; Mammalia; Primates; Lorisidae
Gene: PPP2R3A
Product: protein phosphatase 2 regulatory subunit B''alpha
Exons: 15
Coding region: 637-4089 (1150 amino acids)
Biological process (GO): protein dephosphorylation
Cellular component (GO): protein phosphatase type 2A complex
Molecular function (GO): calcium ion binding; protein phosphatase regulator activity
Source: RefSeq, a predicted model, not a curated record
ACACGUUCGUAGCUUCAGAGCCCGCGCCGAGGGGAACCCUGGAGACCAGCGUCGCGCGCCAGCCUAGGCUGCAGUCUGAGGAGGAGUCGCGGGCGCCGAGACCCCAGAGCCGCCUUUCAUCCUAUUUUUCCUGGAGUGAAGAUGAAUUCCCAGUAAAGGAAGUGACUUGAUCAAGUUACUGAAUUGGUUUCUCUUUGUCAUUCAUGGAAAAAUGGAUCAUUUAAACCUUUGGAGGACACAGUUAUCUAAAUACUUCCAUAUCGCCAACUAAGAUUUAAGACAGUACAUUUAUGGCAAUUAAUUUCUACGUGUAGAACUGUUGAAGAACUGAAAGAGGAUAUUUUUUUGAUAAAAAUAAUUCUGUGGUAUCAUGAUACAACUAAAUAAAACUAAAAAGCACAAUUAAUUAAAUUAUGAGAUUUGCUAAUAAGAGCACCCAUGUGCAGAGCUACUGUAUCCUAACAGUUAACAGACCUCAAAUUUAGAUGGUUUUCUUUCUUGAGAAGAGUCAUUAUAUUUGCAAAACACCACUGAACUUUGUCAUUAAAUAUAUUUUCAGUUAAGUACAUUUAGGAGAAUUUUCUUGAAACUAGUUCAAGAAAAUUACAAGACCCACCACUAAGUGGAUUUGAUAUUAUGGCAGCAACUUACAGACUUGUGGUUAGUACUGUGAACCACUAUAGCAGUGUGGUGAUAGACCGACGUUUUGAGCAAGCUAUACAUUAUUGCACUGAAACCUGCCACACUUUCACACAUGGAGUUGACUGCAUUGUGGUACAUCAUAGUGUUUGUGCAGACCUCUUGCACAUCCCUGUGUCUCCAUUCAAAGAUUCGGAUCUAAACUCUAUGUUUCUACCCCACGAGAAUGGGUUUUCCUCAGUUGAAGGUGACUAUCCUCCUCAGGCCCUCACAGGCUUACCCAAGGUCAAGAGAAGCUCUACAUUUCAGAAUACCUGUAACUUAAAGGACAUUGCAGGGGAAGCAAUCAGUUUUGCUAGUGGAAAAAUAAAAGAAUUUUCCCUUGAAAAAGUCAAAAAUUCUAACCAUGCUGCUUACAGAAAGGGAAGGAAAGUUAAAUCUGACUCAUUUAAUAGGAGGUCAGUUGAUUUUGACUUGCUCUGUGGCCAAUACAACAAUGAGGGCAACUCCCCAUCAUUUGGUUUACUACGGAGUUCCUCAGUUGAAGAAAAAUCUUUGUCCCAUAGAAACUCACUUGAUACAAACCUGGCUUCCAUGCUUCUUCAAAACUUCUCUGAAGAAGAUCUGGUUACUCAGAUUUUAGAAAAACAUAAAAUAGAUAAUUUUUCUUCUGGGACAGACAUAAAGAUGUGCUUGGAUAUCUUGCUGAAAUGCUCUGAGGAUUUGAAAAAAUGCACAGACAUCAUAAAACAGUGCAUAAAGAAAAAGUCAGGAGGUAGCCUCAAUGAAGGAAGUGGUAAUGAUACAGUUGCUAGCUCUGAAACUGUCUAUAUGAGUGUAAUGACUAGGUUAGCAUCCUAUCUGAAAAAGUUACCAUUUGAAUUCAUGCCAUCUGGAAAUACUGAGGCUAUAGAUUUAACAGAACUGGUCAGUAAUCUGCCAAGCUUACAACUGACUCCCUUCUCACCAAUAUUUGGCAAUGAACAGCCCCCUAAAUAUGAAGAUGUUGUCCAGCUCUCAGCUCCUAACUCUGGACAAUUUCAGACUAUUGAAUUGCAAGAUGACAAGCAAAAUUUUAGGAAAAUGGACUUUGUAAAAUCCAUUCCAAACAACUCCACAAAUUCCUUAUAUAACUUAGAGGUAAAUGAUCCCAGAACUCUAAAACCUGUCCAGCUUCAGUCACAGUCAUUAACCAUGAAUCCUUUAGAAACUGUUUCUUCUGAUGACUUAAUAGAAACACUUUAUAUUGAAGAAGAAUCAGAUGAAAAGAAAGCAUUAGAUAAAGGACAAAAGACAGAGAAUGGACCCAGUCAGGAGUUGUUAAAGAAAAACGAACAUAGAACAGAAUUUUCAGAACAUGAUACUCAUCUUAAAAAAUGUCCUGCCUCAGUGCAAAAUGAAAUUGGUAACAUAUUGGAAAAACCAUUUGUUCAUCUAUCUCAGGAAGACUGUAAAUCACAAAGUCCUAAAGUUGCAAGGGGAGACCAGAAAGAUUUUAUGAACUCUAAUAGCCAGGAAGAGAUAGAUAAAUUGCUGAUGGAUUUGGAAUCUUUUUCACAGAAGAUGGAAACUUCUUUAAGAGAGCCACUUGCCAAGAGUAAAAACUCUAAUUCUCUAAAUAGUCAUAGUCACUUGACUGGUCAGACCCCAAUAGAUCUGGAAUCCAAAUCUAAACUCUCUUUACCCGUGGAAAAAGUCUCACCUUCCUGUCUGACAAGGAUUAUUGAAACCAAUGGACACAAAAUAGAGGAAGAGGAUAGAGCCCUCUUACUGCGAAUUCUGGAAAGCAUUGAAGACUUUGCUCAAGAAUUAGUUGAAUGCAAAUCAGGCAGAGGAAGCCUAUCACAAGAACAGGAAAUGAUGCAAAUUUUACAGGAAACCUUAACAACUUCCUCUCAGGCCAGUUUAUCAGUCUGUAGAAGUCCUGUUGGUGAUAAAGCCAAAGAUACAACUUCCAUGGUUUUGAUUCAGCAGACUCCAGAGGUGAUCAAGAUCCAAAAUAAAUCAGAAAAGAAACCUGGAACACCACUUCCACCACCAGCAACCUUUCCAAGUAGUCCCCGACCUCUCUCCCCUGUUUCUCAUGUGAAUGUUGUGAAUGUACCAUUGUCCAUAAACAUUCCACAGUUCUACUUUCCUGAAGGACUCCCAGAUGCCUGUAGUAACCAUGAACAGACUCUAAGCAGAAUUGAAACUGCUUUCAUGGAUAUUGAAGAUCAGAAAGCAGACAUUUAUGAAAUGGGAAAAAUUGCAAAGGUCUGUGGCUGUCCUCUUUAUUGGAAAGCCCCCAUGUUCAGGGCUGCAGGGGGAGAGAAGACAGGAUUUGUGUCAGCACAGUCUUUCAUUGCUAUGUGGAGAAAAUUGCUGAAUAACCAUCAUGAUGAUGCCUCCAAAUUCAUCUGUCUUCUAGCAAAGCCCAGCUGCAGCUCUCUAGAACAGGAGGAUUUCAUCCCUUUACUUCAGGAUGUGGUGGAUACACAUCCUGGUCUCACGUUCCUGAAAGAUGCUCCAGAAUUCCACUCCCGCUACAUCACCACGGUUAUUCAGAGAAUAUUCUACACAGUCAACAGAUCUUGGAGUGGAAAAAUUACUUCAACAGAAAUAAGAAAAAGCAACUUUUUGCAAACUUUAGCCCUUUUGGAAGAAGAAGAAGAUAUAAACCAAAUCACUGAUUAUUUCUCCUAUGAACAUUUCUAUGUUAUUUAUUGUAAAUUCUGGGAACUAGAUAGUGAUCAUGACCUCUACAUCAGCCAGGCUGAUCUGUCUCGAUACAAUGACCAGGCUUCAUCAAACAGAAUUAUUGAAAGGAUAUUCUCUGGAGCAGUAACUAGGGGAAAAACAGUACACAAAGAGGGAAGAAUGAGCUAUGCAGAUUUUGUUUGGUUUUUGAUCUCUGAGGAAGACAAAAGGAACCCUACCAGCAUUGAGUAUUGGUUCCGCUGCAUGGAUGUGGAUGGAGAUGGCGUACUUUCCAUGUAUGAGCUGGAGUACUUCUAUGAGGAGCAGUGUGAACGAAUGGAGGCCAUGGGCAUUGAGCCCUUGCCAUUCCAUGAUUUAUUGUGCCAGAUGCUUGACCUGGUGAAGCCAGCCAAUGAUGGCAAAAUAACUCUAAGAGAUCUGAAGAGGUGCAGAAUGGCUCACAUCUUCUAUGACACUUUCUUUAAUCUGGAGAAAUACUUAGACCAUGAACAGAGAGAUCCCUUUGCAGUCCAGAAGGAUGUUGAAAACGAGGGGCCCGAGCCCUCCGACUGGGACCGGUUUGCUGCUGAGGAGUAUGAGACUCUUGUCGCAGAGGAAUCUGCACAAGCACAAUUCCAGGAAGGCUCCUUUGAAGAUUAUGAAAUAGAUGAACCUGCUUCUCCCUCCGAAUUUGGAAACAAAGCCAAUAAAACAGUAAACUCAAGCCUUUCAGAGAAAUGUGGAAAGCUUCAGUCAGUGGAUGAAGAAUAGCUGCCAAUGUCUACAUGAAAGGAAGAUGUGUUUUAAAUGUUUUUUUCUUGUGAAGAGAUGUUCUAGUUGCAUACUGUUUCAAAGGCUUUGAUGUCUCCAAAUGUGUAUCUGCACUAGGAACUUUAAAAUGCUUUUAUGCAAUGGGUCAGGAUACACACUCAACUAAGGAAAUGCCUCUAAUUUGCCUCAAACCUCUUAUAGAGCUUUUCCUCGGAAGUAAAUAUAAUGAUAUACCAUCACCUUCCAAAGUUUGGAAAUCAGCACUCUACACCCCUGAAUGUACCAAGGAUCUCUUGGGGCCAGUGCCAAGCACAGUUCUCUGCACAGAGCAGAAGUUGCCUCAGUGUUGGCCGGCAUCCCUGAAGCCCUUUUGGGGCUCCUGUGGAGCCUAGAAGAAACCUUCACUUGCAGAAAACUUGAGUUAAAAAAUUCUGGAACAUGAAAUAGCAGUUAAGGGCCUCCAGAAUUGACUUAGCCCUAGUAAUAAAAGCACUGCCAAAACAUCUCAGAGACUUAUUUUAAUUGUAUGUGUACUGAAGUUCAGAGACCUUAAACUUACCUGGUUUAUGUAAUUUCACAGUGACCUGCCAAACUGCUAGUCACUUUACAUCCUCAGGUAUUUUAACCACUGGGCCUUCCAACUUUACUGACAAGCUCUGGCAACUGUGGAUCUUGUAUCUCAACAAAAACUUUUAACAUGAAGACAAGUACAGAUUUGACUCUUAUUUGAAAAAAGUCCUUUCAACUUACCUAACAUUUGUUUAACUAUUUAAUGAUUUAUUAAUCUCCAAAUUAGCUGAUGUCCCACCUUCACUUCCUGUCAAGCCUACUGGAAGUCCUAAAGGAAUAAUGAUAUAUGAAAAUUCUUAUCAGACUUGUACGUUUCUUCACUGAAUAUUAGACUGGGCCAAUCAUAAAGGCCUCAAUGUAAACAUUAUUCUUUACUUCAAUGCUGAAAUCACUAUUCCAGAUUAUUAUUCACCUCAAUAUUUAUCUUAGAAAUGGAAGAAAAUAGUGAUAGACUCACUCAUAAAAGCUAUUUACUGUAGUUGCUGUGUUCAUUACAGAAUCCUACAUUAUUCAGCAGGCCACAGUGCAGCCAAAUGCCCCAAUAUCCUUGAAAAGAAACUAUUAAAAAGAAUGGACAGGCUCAGCGCCUGUAGCUUAGUGGCUAGGGCGCCAGCCACAUACAUCAGAGCUGGGGGGGGUCGAAUCCAGCCUGGGCCUGCCAAACUACAAUAGCUGGGUGUUGUGGCAGGUGCCUAUAGUCCCAGCUACGUGGGAGGCUGAGAAUCUCUUAAGCCCAAGAGUUUGAGGUUGCUAUGAGCUGUGACGCUACAGCACUCUACCCAGGGCUACAACUUGAGACUCUGUCUCAAAAAAAAAAAAAAACGAUGGACAGUUCUGAUAUAAUUUCUAAUAUAAGUAAAAUGAUUUCUGAUGAAAGUAAAAGAAAUGCCCCGCCAAACAAUUUUAUCUCCCUGUAGGUUAUUUUUUUAACCAGUCCUAAAAGUGUCAGAAUAACUUUCCUUUCCACCCCACCCUUGCUGGUAUCAAGGCCAAGCAUUAAAGUAAUCAAACCUGGGGGGCUAUGAUAGCCAAAAGGAGGAAAGGAGAAUUUUAGGAUCUAUGCCAUCAAGUAGUAAGAGUAAUUCUAGCAAUCCUGUCAGAAGCUCCUCCCAGUUUCAUUACUUUAUCUUCAUGAUUAGAACUAAUUCCAAUUGUUACAGACAAGGCGGUGCCUGUGGCUCAGUGGGUAGAGCACUGUCUCCAUUAUACCAAAGGUGGCAGGUUGGAACCUGACCCUGGCCAAACUGCAACAACAGUAACAACAAAUAGCCGGGUGUUCUGGCGGGUGCCUGUAGUCCCAGCUACUGGGGAGGCUGAGGCAAGAGAAUUGCUUAAGCCCAGCAAUUGCUGUGAGCUGAGACACCACAGCACUCUACCAAGAGCGAUACAGUGAGACUCUCUAAAAAAAAAAAAUAAAAAUAAAAAAAAUUUACAGCCCAUUACAGUAGUUCACAUGUAAUUAAAAGUGACUAAAUUUUUAGCAAACAUUUUACAGCACUCUACCAAGAGCGAUAAAGUGAGACUCUCUAAAAAAAAAUUAAAAAAAAAAAAUUGUUACAGACCAUUACAGUAGUUCACAUGUAAUUAAAAGUGACUAAAUUUUUAGCAAACAUUUUAUGCAGUAAACUAAACACACUGGGAUAGGUUGUUAGGACCUUCAAAUCAUUUAUAUCAGGCGUCCUCAAACUGCGGCCCGCAGGCCACAUGAAGCGGUGUGAAUUGUAUUUGUUCCCGUUUUGUUUUUUACUUCAAAAUAAGAUAUGUGCAGUGUGCAUAGGAAUUUGCUCAAGAGUUUUUUUUAAACCUAUAGUCCAGCCCUCCAACGGUCUGAGGGGAAGUGAAUUGGCCCCGUUUAAGAAGUUUGAGGAUGCCUGAUUUAUGACACAUGAAAUUUACUAGGGAUCCCAUCUGACCUUCGCUGAGGACUGAAAGCAGCUAUUUUUAAACUGCAGAAAGAAAUACAAAAAAGGUAAAUUUUUUUAGAAGUCAGAUAUGGUAAUGGUUUUAUUGUCCAUAAUGAUCUGAACUAUUUCUGGCUGGGCUCAAUGGCUCAUGCCUGUAAUCCCAGCACUUUGGGAGGCAGAGGUGGAUGGAUCACCUGAGCUGACAAGUUCAAAACCAGACUAUCUUGUUCAAGCUAGAACAAGACCCAUCUCUAAAAAUAAUCAGGCAUUGUGGCAAGCACCUGUAAGUCCCAGCUACUUGGGAGCCUGAAGCAAGAGAAUCACAUCAGCCAAGAGUUAGAAGUUGCUGUGAGCUAUGACUGUAGUCCCAUCUACUUGGGAGGCUGAGGCAAGAGAAUCGCUUGAGCCCAAGAGUUAGAGGUUGCUGUGAGCUAUGAUGUCCCUGCUCUCUACAGGGGGGCAACAAAAUGAGACUCCCCUCCCAAAAAAAAAACACUUGCCAAAAAGUAAAAAUAAAAUUAAAUUUUACAACAUA